GAGUGAGUUGGGGGUGUGGGAAUCGGGUUGUCAGGGGCACAGCAUGCCCUCUGCCCCUGGGCUAUGGAGAUCUCCCUGGUGCCUCUGGAGAACGGCAGUGCCAUGACCCUCAGAGGAGGAGGGGAGGCAGGGGCAAGCUGUGUGCAGACCCCCAGGGGAGAGUGUGGGUGCCCUCCGACGGUUGGGCUCAGUAAUCAGUCCAAAGAAUCCUCAUCGAGGGGGCGUGCCACGGAAGGUGAUGAGGAACAGGAGGGGCUGCCUUUGCCCCCUCUGCCUCUGGAGCUACGGCAGCCUAGAGGACCAUCUCCUGAGGAUGAGGAGGAAGAAGGCGACCCUGGCCUGGGCACAGUGGAGGAGGAUCAGACUCCACAGGGCGCAGGGUCGCUGCAUCAUCAGCGAGUCCUUAUAAACAUCUCCGGGCUGCGCUUCGAGACACAGUUGGGCACCUUGGCACAGUUUCCCAACACCCUCCUGGGGGACCCAGCCAAGCGCCUGCGCUACUUCGACCCCCUGAGAAAUGAGUACUUCUUCGAUCGCAACCGGCCCAGCUUCGAUGGCAUCCUCUACUACUACCAGUCAGGGGGUCGCCUCCGCAGGCCGGUCAAUGUCUCCCUGGAUGUGUUUGCAGACGAGAUCCGUUUCUACCAGCUGGGGGACGAGGCCAUGGAGCGCUUCCGGGAGGAUGAGGGCUUCAUCAAGGAAGAGGAGAAGCCCCUUCCCCGCAACGAAUUCCAGCGCCAGGUGUGGCUAAUCUUCGAAUACCCAGAAAGCUCAGGGUCCGCAAGAGCCAUUGCCAUCGUGUCAGUUUUAGUCAUUCUUAUCUCUAUCAUCACCUUCUGCUUGGAAACUCUGCCUGAGUUCAGGGAUGAACGGGAGCUGCUCCGCCACCCUCCAGUGCCGCCCCAGCCUCCAGUCCCAGCCCCAGGGACCAAUGGCAGCGGAGCCGGCGCCCCUUCCUCUGGCCCCACAGUGGCGCCACUCCUGCCUAGGACCCUGGCUGACCCAUUCUUUAUCGUUGAGACUACAUGCGUGAUCUGGUUCACUUUUGAGUUGCUUGUGCGCUUCUUUGCCUGCCCUAGCAAGGCAGAGUUCUCUCGGAAUAUCAUGAACAUCAUUGAUAUUGUGGCCAUCUUUCCUUACUUUAUCACCCUGGGCACCGAGCUGGCAGAGCAACAGCCAGGGGGCGGUAGUCAGAACGGGCAGCAGGCCAUGUCGCUAGCCAUCCUCAGGGUGAUCCGCCUGGUCCGGGUGUUUCGCAUCUUCAAGCUCUCCCGCCAUUCCAAGGGGCUGCAGAUCCUGGGUAAGACCUUGCAGGCAUCCAUGCGGGAGCUGGGGCUGCUCAUCUUUUUCCUCUUCAUUGGAGUCAUCCUCUUCUCCAGCGCUGUCUACUUCGCAGAGGCGGACAACCAGGGGUCUCACUUCUCCAGUAUCCCGGAUGCCUUCUGGUGGGCAGUAGUCACCAUGACCACCGUAGGCUAUGGAGACAUGAGGCCCAUCACUGUGGGAGGCAAGAUUGUGGGCUCACUGUGCGCUAUCGCUGGGGUCCUCACCAUCGCCCUGCCUGUGCCUGUCAUUGUCUCCAAUUUUAAUUACUUCUAUCAUCGGGAGACAGACCAUGAGGAGCAGGCUGCCCUGAAGGAGGAGCAAGGCAACCACAGGCGGGAAUCUGGGCUGGACGCAGGGGGUCAGAGGAAGGUUAGCUGCAGCAAGGCCUCCUUCUGCAAGACUGGGGGUUCCCUGGAGAACUCUGACAGUAUCAGAAGGGGUAGCUGCCCCCUAGAAAAGUGUCAGCUGAAGGCCAAGAGCAACGUGGACUUGCGAAGGUCGCUAUAUGCCCUCUGUCUGGACACUAGCCGGGAAACAGAUUUGUGAAA
Messenger RNA from Phodopus roborovskii (desert hamster), 1874 nucleotides. RefSeq names its product potassium voltage-gated channel subfamily A member 5 (gene Kcna5). The record is from RefSeq and is a predicted model, not a curated record. Bases 64 to 1872 code for a protein of 602 amino acids. NCBI's taxonomy places the organism in Eukaryota, Metazoa, Chordata, Mammalia, Rodentia, Cricetidae. Gene Ontology annotation, biological process: protein homooligomerization; potassium ion transmembrane transport. The transcript has a single exon. Gene Ontology annotation, cellular component: membrane; voltage-gated potassium channel complex. Gene Ontology annotation, molecular function: protein binding; delayed rectifier potassium channel activity.